CCGGCGCUCCCCGCGCGGCUCCGAGCGCCCCGUCCCGCCGGCGGCCGCGAGACCAGAGCAAGCGAGCGAGCGAGCGAACGGCCGCGGUCCGGUGAACCCCGAGCGCAGCCCAGCGCGGCCGGCCGGCCCCAGUCCAGAGACCAGGCGAGCACAGCGCCACCGAGCCAAGCCGAGCGCAGCUCCCCGAAGCCCAGCGCGCGCCGUCGCCCGCGCCCCGCUCCGGGGAAUGCGCCCUCGGCGCGCCGGCCAGGGGGCGCCCGCAGCCCACCCGGCGGGAGGCGGCCCCGAGCGCCCCUGAGCCUUUCCAUGGCCCGGGAUGGGGCCCGGGGCCUCGACUGCUGACGCGCCCGAAGCCCGCAGAACCCGUUAAGCCGGGGCCGCGGCCCCGACCCGGGCUCAGGCACAGCGGCGAGAGGGCGCGGGCAGGGCCAUGGCCCCGGGGGGCCGCUAGCGCGGACCGGCUCAACCGGGAGCCGCUCUGCUGCCGCCGCCGCCGCCGCUGCUCGGGAGCCCAGGCCCCGCCGCCGUGGAAGAGCCCUUGCUCCUGCCUCCCUUCCAUCCAGGCAGUUCUCAGCUUGGAGGAGCCAACGUUCCUUCCCUGAGGCAGGCUGUCCCCCACAACCCCCCCAAGCCUGAGAAGUCUGGAUCAGUCUGGACAAUUCGACCUCCUAGCCCCCUGCCCCGCCCCCAGGUGUCUAGCUGGCUGCCUGAUUCCUGGGCCCUAGGCCCCUCCCACAAUGCCUGUCGCUGGCCUCCUCCUCUGGGCUUCCCUACUGACUGGGGCCUGGCCAGCCACCCCAACCCAGGACUACCUCCCGGCCACGCCUCGGGUCCGGCUCUCAUUUAAAGAGCUUAAGGCCACAGGCACGGCCCACUUCUUCAACUUCCUGCUCAACACAACUGAUUACCGAAUCCUGCUCAAGGAUGAGGACCACGACCGCAUGUAUGUGGGCAGCAAGGACUACGUGCUGUCCCUGGACCUGCAUGACAUCAACCGCGAGCCCCUCAUUAUCCACUGGGCAGCCUCCCCACAGCGCAUUGAGGAGUGCGUGCUCUCAGGCAAGGAUGGCAACGGUGAGUGCGGGAACUUCGUCAGGCUCAUCCAGCCCUGGAACCGAACACACCUGUAUGUGUGCGGGACCGGCGCCUACAACCCCAUGUGCACCUAUGUAAACCGCGGCCGCCGCGCACAGGCCACGCCCUGGACCCAGAUGCAGGUGGUCAGAGGCCGAGGCAGCAGAGCCACUGAUGAUGCCCUCCACCCGACGCCCACAGCCCCACGCCAGGAUUACAUCUUCUACCUGGAGCCUGAGAAACUCGAGUCAGGAAAGGGCAAGUGUCCCUACGACCCCAAGCUGGACACAGCCUCAGCCCUCAUCAAUGAGGAGCUCUAUGCGGGUGUGUACAUCGACUUCAUGGGCACCGACGCAGCCAUCUUCCGCACGCUUGGAAAGCAGACGGCCAUGCGCACGGAUCAGUACAACUCCCGGUGGCUCAAUGACCCUUCAUUCAUCCAUGCCGAGCUCAUCCCUGACAGCGCCGAGCGCAACGACGACAAGCUCUACUUCUUCUUCCGUGAGCGGUCCGCGGAGGCACCGCAGAGCCCCGCCGUGUAUGCCCGCAUCGGGCGGAUCUGCCUGAACGAUGACGGCGGCCACUGCUGCCUGGUCAACAAGUGGAGCACAUUCCUGAAGGCAAGGCUGGUCUGCUCUGUGCCAGGCGAGGAUGGCAUCGAGACCCACUUUGACGAGCUCCGUGAGCACCCGGCAGGCGGGCGGGGGCCUAUGGCUACUGCAGGGGAUGGCGGCCGGAUGGGUGGUCAGGGGAAGCCUGGUGCCCCCCACCCAGGAGUGGGCAGGGCCUUGGGGCUCGUGGCCAAGGUACCCUCCCAGCCCCCUCUCCUUCUGUCCCCAGAGGAUGUGUUUGUGCAGCAGACCCAGGAUGUGAGGAACCCAGUCAUUUAUGCUGUCUUUACCUCCUCGGGCUCUGUGUUCCGAGGCUCUGCCGUGUGUGUCUACUCCAUGGCUGACAUUCGCAUGGUCUUCAAUGGGCCCUUUGCCCACAAGGAGGGCCCCAACUACCAAUGGAUGCCCUUCUCAGGGAAGAUGCCCUACCCACGGCCCGGCACGUGCCCUGGUGGAACCUUCACGCCAUCCAUGAAGUCCACCAAGGACUAUCCUGAUGAAGUGAUCAACUUCAUGCGCACCCACCCACUCAUGUACCAGGCCGUUUACCCUCUGCAGCGGCGGCCCCUAGUGGUCCGCACAGGCGCUCCCUACCGUCUCACCACUGUUGCCGUGGACCAGGUGGAUGCAGCCGACGGGCGCUAUGAGGUGCUUUUCCUGGGCACAGACCGCGGGACAGUGCAGAAGGUCAUCGUGCUGCCUAAGGAUGACCAGGAGAUGGAGGAGCUCAUGCUAGAGGAGGUGGAGGUCUUCAAGGACCCAGCACCUGUUAAGACCAUGACCAUCUCUUCCAAGAGGCAACAACUGUACGUGGCCUCAGCCGUGGGCGUCACACACCUGAGCCUGCACCGCUGCCAGGCAUAUGGGGCCGCCUGUGCCGACUGCUGCCUUGCCCGGGACCCCUACUGUGCCUGGGAUGGCCAAGCCUGUUCCCGCUAUACAGCGUCCUCUAAGAGGAGGAGCCGCCGGCAGGACGUCCGGCACGGGAACCCCAUCAGGCAGUGCCGUGGGUUCAAUUCCAACGCCAAUAAGAAUGCCGUGGAGUCUGUGCAGUAUGGCGUGGCAGGGAGCGCAGCCUUCCUUGAGUGCCAGCCCCGCUCGCCCCAGGCUACCGUUAAGUGGCUGUUCCAGCGAGAUCCCAGUGACCGGCGCAGAGAGAUGCGUGCAGACGACCGCUUCCUGCGCACGGAACAGGGCUUGCUGCUUCGCGCCCUGCAGCUUGGUGAUCGCGGCCUCUACUCCUGUACAGCCACCGAGAACAACUUCAAGCAUGUCAUCACACGAGUGCAGCUGCAUGUACUGGGCCAGGACGCCGUCCAUGCUGCCCUCUUCCCACCCCCAGCUGUGAGCGUCCCACCGCCCUCAGGCGCCGGGCCCCCCACACCCCCUUACCAGGAGCUGGCCCAGCUCCUGGCCCAGCCUGAAGUGGGCCUCAUCCACCAGUACUGCCAGGGCUACUGGCGCCAUGUGCCCCCCAGUCCCAGGGAGGCCCCAGGGGCACCCAGGCCUCCUGAACCCCAGGACCAGAAAAAACCCCGGAACCGCCGCCACCACCCGCCGGACACAUGAGGCCUGCUGUCUGAGCCCUGCGAUGGGCCGGCCUAGUCCUCGUCCCUUUUAAUAUAAAAGAUAUAUAUAUAUAUAUAUAUAAAAUAUCUAUAUUCUAUAUACACCCUGCCCCUGCAAAGACAGUAUUUAUUGGUGGGUUGUAAAUAGCCUGCCUCAGCGGCAGCAUCAUCCAAAACUUAGACCCAUGCUGGUCAGAGACGGCAGAAAACGGAGCCCACCUAACCAGGCCCGGCCAGUUGGCCGGGCCGGGCCAGGACCACACAGUCCCCAGGCUCAGCUGGGAGUCUACCUGCUCGACAGCCACCGCCAAGAUCUACAGGACACAGGGAGGGAGCAAGCUCUACCUGGAUGGGGCACGGACUGUACACCUUCGCCCAUGUGUGCUGUUGGCACACAUGUGGAUGCGAGGACUGCUUUGGAGACCGGGGGUGGGGGUGAGGGCUCAGAUGCGCUCAGAGAAGGGAAGAAGGGGCUGGCACAGGAUGCCGGCCCCUGCCUGGGAGAGGGGCACUCAGUCAAGGCCAGCCCUUUCCUGGGUAUUUAUUCUCUAUUUAUUGGGGACAGGAGAAAAGGAGCCCUGCCUGGGUGGGGCAGCCCCUCCAGCCCCUCCUUCCCUCCCUGCCUGGCCACUCUACCUCUUUGCUUUCUCCGUGCCGCUGUGAUGCAGGGGCUGGGAGAAAAGCAGAGGGUCCAGGCUGAGGGGAGAGGGGGUCAUGGUGGAGGCCUGGGGCCUGCAGGGGCUCCCCAGGGCUCCCUUCUGCCCACCACUUCAGAUGAUGGGUGUAAAUAGCUCUGGGGGGCAGUUGGGUAGGUGGGUGGGGGCUCCUGGCAGCCCUCUGCUGUUCAGGCCACACCUGCCCUUGGGUUCCAUCUUGCUAAUAAACACUGGCUCUGGGA
Molecule: messenger RNA, 4151 nt
Organism: Eubalaena glacialis (North Atlantic right whale)
Lineage: Eukaryota; Metazoa; Chordata; Mammalia; Artiodactyla; Balaenidae
Gene: SEMA3F
Product: semaphorin 3F
Exons: 19
Coding region: 738-3254 (838 amino acids)
Biological process (GO): semaphorin-plexin signaling pathway; positive regulation of cell migration; negative chemotaxis
Molecular function (GO): chemorepellent activity; semaphorin receptor binding
Source: RefSeq, a predicted model, not a curated record